Chaetomium fimeti is the source of this 1700-nucleotide messenger RNA. RefSeq names its product cyclin-like protein. The record is from RefSeq and is a predicted model, not a curated record. Gene Ontology annotation, biological process: regulation of cyclin-dependent protein serine/threonine kinase activity; mitotic cell cycle phase transition. The transcript has 5 exons. Lineage: Eukaryota; Fungi; Ascomycota; Sordariomycetes; Sordariales; Chaetomiaceae. The coding region runs from base 109 to 1575 and encodes 488 amino acids. Gene Ontology annotation, molecular function: cyclin-dependent protein serine/threonine kinase regulator activity. Gene Ontology annotation, cellular component: cyclin-dependent protein kinase holoenzyme complex; cytoplasm; nucleus.
GGCAUAUCGACACUUAGCACGUCAUAUCGCCCUCGUGAUCCUUUAUUUCUGCAUCUUUGCUUUAAGUAGCAUCCGUUUGUCUACUUGUUCCCAACAUCAGCCGCCACAAUGCCUGUUACCAGGACAAGAAACCCCCGUUCGGUGACGAACGAAAACGACGAGAACAGCAAUGCGACAGCACGCGUUACCCGGGCGAAAGCCGCGGCAACUUUGAAUGUCGAUGAGCUCGCCAUGCCCACCAAGGCACUGCAGUCAAAAAAGACAGCCGCCAAUGCCAAUCCCGCGAGGAGGCGUGCUGCCCUCGGCGACGUCAGCAAUGUGACCAAGGUUGAGGCCGUGGAGAGCAAGAAGGUGGUCGGCAGGACCGGUCUCGUGUCCAAGGCAGCUCAACCCACUGGUGUCCAGAAGAAGACGACGGCGACGCGGUCGGCCCUAACUACCAAGGAGGUCACCAAGAAGCCGGAGGCGAAGCGGUCAGGUCCCGGUUCAAUCGUGGCGCAGAAGCGCAAGACCCUGAGUACCGCGGCCACGAACACCGUCGUCAAGGAGGCUACCCCGGAGGACGGCGAACCGAUCCGCAAAAAGGUUCACACACUUGAGGAAAAGAAGACAAAGACCGACGUGAAACAAGAAGAGCCUGCGCGAAAGGAGGCUGCGCCAUCAUCACCGCCUCCCGUGGCCAGCGAGCCCGAGCCGCGUGCCGAUAUCCCCGCCGCCGCGACCAUCCUCGACCGAGAAGACCUCGAUGACCCGCUGAUGGUCGCCGAAUAUGCUAACGACAUCUUCGAAUACCUCCGCGACCUCGAGUGCAACUCGGUCCCCAACCCUCAGUACAUGUCGCACCAAGACGAUCUAGAGUGGAAGACACGGGGUAUUCUUAUCGACUGGCUGGUUGAGGUUCACACCCGUUUCCAUUUGCUCCCCGAGACUCUAUUCCUCGCCGUCAACAUCGUCGACCGCUUCCUGUCUGAGAAGGUUGUUCAACUGGACCGCCUUCAGCUCGUCGGGAUCACCGCCAUGUUCAUUGCUUCCAAGUACGAGGAAGUACUCUCGCCUCAUAUUGCCAACUUUCGCCAUAUCGCCGACGAUGGUUUCACCGAGGCUGAGAUCCUGAGUGCUGAGCGUUUCGUCCUCGCCACCCUCAACUACGACUUGAGCUACCCGAACCCGAUGAACUUCCUCCGCCGCAUCUCCAAGGCGGAUAAUUACGACAUUCAAUCCCGUACCCUCGGGAAAUACCUCAUGGAGAUCAGUUUGUUGGACCAUCGCCUAAUGGCCUAUCGCCCUAGCCAUAUCGCCGCCGCCGCUAUGUACCUGUCGCGGCUGAUCCUAGACCGUGGCGAAUGGGAUGAUACGCUGGAGUAUUUUGCCGGGUACUCGGAGGAGGAGAUCCAGCCCGUCGUCAUGUUGAUGGUGGACUAUAUGGCGCGGCCCGUCAUCCACGAGGCCUUCUUCAAGAAGUAUGCUCACAAGAAGUUCUUGAAGGCAUCAAUCAUCACCCGCCAAUGGUCGAAAAAGAAUGCGCAUCUCUAUGGCAUCGAUGACAUUCACCUGACCCUCAGCGAGGUCUCUUAGAGGUCUCGUCAGUGUCAUCUCGCACCGUAGCACGCGGUGCUGCGUCGCGCCUCCACGGCUGUCGCGGAGUGUUAGGAUACCACGCUGUGGUUGGAUUCGCCGCCUUGACGACACCUCACGAUUAU